UAGUGGGAAAGGUGUUAAAAGUUACCUGUUUGCUUCUAAUUUUUGUGUAUUUGCAGUACACUCGAUACCGGAACUGCUUUUCAAGAGUUCUCGCAUCUUUGCGCAAACUGGGUCACUUUGAACCGUUGAAAAGCAGCAGAGUUCCAUUAUCAAUCCCACAAGGCAACAAAAGCACCCGCUUAAACCAAACGCCAGAGGUCUUAUCAAAGAUUUUGAGAAAUGCACUCCGUGGUCUUAUCUAUGGCCGUGUUUGCGUUCUUGCAGCUGAACGCAAUGUUUGUACAGGGGGAGCAAUCGUGUCCGGCUGCAGUAAAGGUUGGCUGUUACGAAGACAAAGUUCACCACCGCGCCCUGGGAAAGCUGUUAUUUCAAGACCGCUCGGAGACCGGGGAUAGAUUCAGUGGCGUGCUUAUCGAUUGGCAUCACUAUGACAAGUACUUGGAGGGACUAAUAUGUCGUUGCGCAACGGCGGCGAAAGGGAAAGGCUACACGCACUUCGGCCUGCAGUUCUAUGGCGAGUGUCACAGUGCACCGAAUAGUCUGGCGAACUACGGGAAACACGGAAAGAGUGACAACUGUGUCGACCACAGACUUGUGGAGUGCGAAGACGAGACUUCAGAUCACUGCGUCGGACUGAGUAACGCAAAUUAUGUUUACAGAGUCACAGGUAAGAUGAUUCGGGUACUCGUAAUCUUUCUCCUCGCCACGGUGGUUGAAGCUGUCAAUCAAACAUGCAGCGAAGAUUUUUACAAACUCGGUUGCUUCAGAGACUCUCGCUGGUCACGUGGUAUGAGCGAGCUGUUGAUCAAUGACCGUCAGCGCUCAUCUCCAAACCAGUUAAACUGGAAUGACUGGAACAAGUAUCUACCAGGGCUGGCGUGUCGAUGCGCAGCCAAAGCCCGCGAGAAAGGUUACACACUGUUUGGAAUCCAGUUCUACGGGGAGUGCUGGGCAGGCGCUGGUGCCUGCGAUAUGUAUGAUCAGCAGGGUACCUCAUUACGCUGUGUGGGACAGGACUUCCGGUCAUGUGACAAUAGCGACAACCAGGCAUGCGCAGGGGGCCCAAACGCUAACUAUGUGUAUUUGCUGACCGAGUGAUGUAAGACAAGGCAUGGGAUUAAGGCGCGCUGUUAAAUGCCCCCCCCCCCCCCCCCCGGCAUUUUAUUGAUAACUUAUAUAAUAUAUUUCAUCUCAUUAUGUAGUCUUAUCAUUGCUUGACAGUCUCUAAAUAGGAAUAAAAAAAGGAAUCUACCAUCA
Molecule: messenger RNA, 1257 nt
Organism: Nematostella vectensis (starlet sea anemone)
Lineage: Eukaryota; Metazoa; Cnidaria; Anthozoa; Actiniaria; Edwardsiidae
Exons: 7
Coding region: 220-1098 (292 amino acids)
Source: RefSeq, a predicted model, not a curated record